Molecule: messenger RNA, 3321 nt
Organism: Paramuricea clavata
Lineage: Eukaryota; Metazoa; Cnidaria; Anthozoa; Malacalcyonacea; Plexauridae
Source: the annotation of a GenBank genome assembly
AUGUAUUCGUUUUACGAGUCAAGCUCGAGCCCGAGUCAAGCUCGAGUCACGAGUCCAAUUCGAGUCAAGGUAAAAAUUUCUAACUGUAUACAAUCGUCUACACACUUCCCAGAAAAAGCUUUCUCACACCCUCGACACACCUCCGAAAUCAACUGUUAUACUUCCUGUUUACCUCAUAAAUGAAGGUUACCAGCCUGUGUGCGGGUUAUAUAUAUGAAAUUGAAACAAUGGCCUCUGGCAAAGGUAUAGUAAAAGCAUGGUUUUCUUUGUUUGCAAUCUGUUUCAAUCGUAUUAUAAACCGUUACGAAAUCGGGCAGUUUUUCAUCUACUUGUCUUUUAACUCGUCAUUUUUUAUUGUUUCUUUCAAAAAAAGACGAUUUAAUUGCUAUUAAGGUAUUAAAUUUAUUGUUAAUUAAGCUGUCUCUUAAGGCCAUGCACUUAGACAGAUUUAAUAUGGGCCAUUCCACGUAAUAUCUACACAUCCCCUAUUGCCGACGGCGAAAUUUCUUAGGGAUGGGAAGCAAAGGCUUUUUUUCAGUACGGUUAGCAAUAAAAGAUUAUGUUUCCUAGCCCUAGAAGUGUUGCAAUUCAAUUGUUAUAGGAGUAAAUUUCCGAAGGGUUUUACACAUUAAAUUUCCUUUUUUUCGGCCUUAAGAUAUGUUACACCUCAUCCAUUAGGGGUUGGAUAUUAAAUGGAAUAUGGUGCUAUGAAAAGGGGAGGAGGUGGCACAGAAAAAGUUGGGGGAUGAUUAAAAGAAGCAUUUUCUCCCAGAAAAAAUUAAUCUUCUGCUUUGUCCAAGCCUCACAACUAGUCUGCGAGGCAGGCUCUUCUUUGGUUAAGCCCCAUUUACACGAGCAAAUUUUCUUUAGCAAAUUCAGUUGUAUGUCAAAAAUAUUUUGUCCGUGUGGAUGAAAAAUUCGUAACAAAUUGCAUUUGAUCAAUUGCAAUUGCAUUGAUCAAAUGCAAUUGCAUUUGAUGCAUUUUACAUCAAAGAAAAUUUGCCAAAUGAGUAAAUUUGGCCGUACGUGUGGAUGGCUAUCGCAGAAAAUUUGUCCAAUUUGUUAAACAAAAUGGCGGCGGUUCAAGGAGUGAAGCGUUCAGUUUCACGGUCGGACAACAUUAUUUUCCUUUAUGAAUCGCUUAGUGUUCCAGAAAGUUAUGGAACCCUAAAAUAUUAUUGUGUAGUUCCAGAAAAUAUCCAGACCUCCUCCAUAUGGGGGUUCAUUUUGUCUAGAUUUCCAGUGCGGUGAGGGUAUACAAAAGCCUUGAUAUUUCCAGAGGGUAUUAAAAAAAAUUUAGCAUGGGUAGCCAUCUCUCAUUUAAAUAGGGCGCCACAGUGCUGAUUUAUAAACUACAAUGGCUUACAAUUUGCAAGUGGCGUAAGUUUUAUAAUAAAAACAUGUAGGAGACUAUAAAUAACGUUAUUCGCUCCAUAUUUAGAUAUUUGAUUGACAUGUUUACGCAUAAGUGAAACAAUUCUUUCGGUCUGAUACAAAACAAUGUUUUAAAUAGGGCAUUAAUAUUUGCGAUUCAGUGUAGUUUUGUUGUAAGUAUAUUCUGUAACUGUAUCUGUACUCCGUGGGGCAAAUAAUAGGCCAAAGAAAUUAUUUAGCUUUUCAUCAUGGCUUAAACUUUUAAAUUUAAGGCUAUAAAAAAUGCGACUGUGUAAAUCAGCCAUUAGUUGAAUGGUUUUCCCUUCAAAUCAACGCGAGCAGGAAAAUAAAACUUUUAGCAUGUGCUGUUACUUCUGUAGCUGUACAAAGUACAUAUUAUGUAUGCAGGCUAUAAAAGCAGCCAUGUAGUAGUUUUAAAAAUAUAGAUUUCCAGAGGGGUGGAUAUAACAGGUGGGAAAUUUGCCUGAGCAUGCGCGAGCAAAAUGAGCCACGCAAUUUGCGUGGAAUACACGCAACGCGUGUUUAGGAAAAGGCGCAAUUGUGUAAAUAUUGCCAAAUGUUUGGUACAAAAUAAAUGACUGUUUUUUGUUGAAAAUGGACAUGAUCUAAAUUAAUCAUACAGAAUUUUUUAGUGACGUUUGUUUACAUGAAAAUAGAGACAAGUCAUGAAUUGUACAACCUAGUAAACUGUAUGAGUCUCUAUUUUUAGGCUUUUCCUAAGAUAUCAGAUAAAUAUACAUGAAACGAAGGGUACAUUUUUAGAAAGUUUUAUCGUGAGGCCACGGCCAGUUUUUAAAAUAUCUUCAUUUCUGUUCCAGUCAUCACCAAAAUUACACUGAAGUCGGGCUUGAAUAUACAACAAAUUUUGAAUCUUAUCAAGUAAAAAAGUAUUUAACGUGUAACAAAAAUAUGCUCAUGAAAUCGAAAUUAAUAGCUAAAUUUUUAAACUAAACCCUUCCCGAAGCAGUCUUCAUGAAGAAAGUUCACAUUUUGGCCUUUGAUUCUUGGCAAAAAUUUGUGCACACUUGUGCUUCGCACAAGCAACUGGGUCUCAAAGACUUAGUUAAAACAUUGUGAGCCCCUAUUUUCCUGAUGAUAUGUUUGAUACUUACAAACGCCGAAAAGUUUUUUCUUUUCAUUUAGCUAUAUUUGAAAUUGAGGCCACGGGCUAUUAAAAGUAAUACAGUUCAAAGACAAGCUAUUUUUACUGACAUAUUUUCAAAAUUUAUCAAAUUUCGCGAGCUUGUAUUUUGAACUUAGACCGCUGAAUCUCCGAUUUAUUGGGAACUGCAGUCCGAAAUCCGUCCGAAAAUGAGCAGGAAAAUACAUGUUGUAUCAACAGGCAAAUUGCUAGAUGCGAGCUAGCCUGCUUCGAGAUUUUGCUUCACCAAUCACAGAACGUUAUUUAUGAAGGCAGCAUUUCAGUUCUUGUUUAAUUCAAUGAUUGCGUGCCUUUUUAGAGUUUUAACUUAUAGCAUGUUUCUUUAAUAUUAUUAGGAGAGUCAGCCAGCAAGGUUAACUCCCGACAUUUGGGCAGAUGUCCCAGUCCAGCGAGUUGAGAGUCUCCCAUAUCACAUAGACGGACUUAAGGUCUACAGCCUAGAAUAUGACAGUGGUAACAAAACAGCAGUUACUGAGGAUGGGAGACAGUGGGGUAAUUAUACUACGUCAAGACGUGCAGGCUUCGUUGGAAAGAGAUAUUUGAAAUCAUGCAAAGGGUCAUACCGCUGUGGCUACUUUCGCCAAUACAAUAAAGUAAAUCGAGUUCAAUUUGAGAAAAAGGAGUCCUGCUUAGUAUAUAGGACAUGUGGAGCAACACCUGUUUUUGUUUCAUGUUUUGCUAGAAAAAUAUGGGAGUAUCCUGAAGGAAAAUCAGAAGUAAUUGUGUAUCACUAUAGAACUCAUACGUGUUUCCUAGUCGCUUGA